Molecule: messenger RNA, 2427 nt
Organism: Achroia grisella
Lineage: Eukaryota; Metazoa; Arthropoda; Insecta; Lepidoptera; Pyralidae
Exons: 17
Biological process (GO): sensory perception of smell; detection of chemical stimulus involved in sensory perception of smell
Cellular component (GO): plasma membrane
Molecular function (GO): odorant binding; olfactory receptor activity
Source: RefSeq, a predicted model, not a curated record
AUGAAAAUAAGGGUAGAAAAUAUCAAUUUGUCACUUGCUGUGGCACUCACUGCAUUGAGGCUGGUGGGUUUUUGGGCACCGGACAAUUUGAAGGGAACCAAAAAAUUCAUUUAUGAUUGUUAUGCAGUUUUAUCCUUCCUAUUUCUACAAGGCCUGUACCUCAUCACGCAAAUGGCUGAUUUAGUAAUAAUAUGGGGUGAUAUACCAUUAAUGACUGCGACGUCAUACAUUCUAUUCACGAACAUAGCACAAGCUACGAAAUUUAUAAAUCUAGCGACAAAAAGCCGAACGAUAAGGGAAAUCGUUGAUGAUUGUGAUCAAGUAUUGGGAAGCGUUGAGACAGAAGAAGCUAAAAUGAUCGUUAAAAGGUGCGACAAGGAGACCAGAAUUCAGCUGGUGUCAUUCUUCAGCCUGACCCUGUUCACCAUUACAGGGUUUGCUGCCGGUGCCGAGCACGGCCAUUUACCGCUUCGGGCUUGGUAUCCCUACGAUACGGGUAAAUCGCCAAUGUACGAGAUAACAUUCGUACACCAGGUGUACGCAUUAUUCGUGGCAGCCUUCCUGAAUGUGGCAAAGGAUACAAUGGUGACAACCCUGAUAGCACAAUGUCACUGUCGACUCAAACUGAUUAGCUUAUCACUGAGAUCUUUGGGCAAAGAUUUGGACAUUGAGAAUUUGCAUACUCUAAGUCCAAAAUUGGAGAAAAAAUUAAAGGCUCAACUUCAUAAAUGUGCGACGCAGCAUCAGAGAGCUCUGCACGUAGCUCAGCAGCUACAGCAGUGCUUCUCAGCGCCGACCUUCGCUCAAUUCAACGUAUCUCGUAUAAUCAUAUGCGUCAGCGCCUUUCAAAUUGUCGCCCAAACUAAGCAUAUCGUGCGAUUUGUUUCCAUGGGAACUUAUUUGGUGAACAUGUGCUUUCAAGUGUUUUUAUACUGUUACAAUGGAAACCAACUUUCGGAGGAGAGCUCCAAUAUAUCAGUGGCUGCGUACUUGUGUCCCUGGUACAAGAUGUCUCCAUCACUGAGGCGCGAUGUGACCAUCAUCAUGGUUCGCUGCAGGCGAGUAGCACGCAUAACUGCUGGAGGAUUUACCACACUUUCUGUUGCUUCAUUUACAACAAUCGUAAAAGCGUCUUAUUCUUUAUUCACGUUACUGAAGCAAGUGAAUGAUGACAAUUGAAAUAAUAUAAUAUAUCAUUAUCUACUGGAUACCGAAUGCUUCUAUACUUCAAAAUAUAACGUAAAAGAUAUCAUGGUUCUUGUAAAGAACACCAAUUUGCCAUUGAGAUUGGCUCUGUCUCUUAUGAAGUUGCUAGGAUUCUGGUCACCACGUCAUUUGCAGGGCACAAGAAGGUUUAUACUGAAAGUUUAUGUCAUCAUAAUUUCAAAUUUUUUAGUUGGUUUCUACACCGUCACACAAACAAUUGAAUUGUUCCAAGUAUGGGGAGAUAUAUCUUUGAUGACCAGCGCUGCAUUUCUUCUCUUCACCAAUAUAGUUCUAGGGCUGAAACUUCUUAAUGUGCUGUUAAGGAGAGAUGAUAUACAGGCUAUCGUGGAUGAAUCUGACAUGGUGCUGAGAGCUGAAGACAGACAUGAAGGGAGAAUCAUUGUUGAUAGCAUUAACCGCGAAUCCACUCGGCUCCUGGUCUCCUUUCUGUUCUUGUCUGGUGUGACGGUGAUUGGCUGGGGUGUAAGUGCGGAGAAACAUCAGCUACCACUGCAGGCCUGGUACCCAUAUGACAAGUAUAAAUCGCCGGCCUACGAGCUCACAUAUGCUUAUCAGGUCGUUGCUGUCAAUAUUUCUGCGGCAUUGAAUGUUAGUCUGGAUACAUUGGUGACGUCUUCUAUAGCCCAAUGCCGUUGCAGAUUGAGACUUCUGGGGCUGUCUUUGAAGACGCUGUGUCAGGACACAAUCCUCACUGGACGGUGGUCUUUGACAUCAAAAGAAGAGAAGAAUAUCACACGUCGUCUGCACGACUGCAUAGCUGAGCAUCAGGCAGUUCUCAACACAGUAGUCAGAAUACAGGAGACGUUUUCAGAACCAUUGUUUGCUCAAUUCACAGUUUCCAUAUUCAUAAUAUGCGUCACAGCUUAUCAAUUAGUCUUUGAGACAAAAGGUACAUUACGGAUUAUUGCGAUGCUGGCGUAUCUGUUAGUGAUGAUGCUGCAAGUGUUCCUAUUCUGUUACCAAGGGAACGAGCUCAGUGAGGAGAGUACUAAUGUAACAAUAGCUGUAUACACCUGCCCAUGGUACGCGUGCUCGGCCACAGUGCGACGUUACCUCCUCAUAGUGAUGACCCGGUCGGUGCGAGUAGCCCGGGUGACAGCUGGUGGCAUCACCACCCUGUCACUUGCCGCGUUUAUGUCUAUCAUCAAAGCAUCGUAUACAUUUUUUACAGUCCUGCAACAAGUAGGUGGUAGAAAAUGA